Molecule: messenger RNA, 3438 nt
Organism: Cloeon dipterum
Lineage: Eukaryota; Metazoa; Arthropoda; Insecta; Ephemeroptera; Baetidae
Gene: IleRS-m
Product: Isoleucyl-tRNA synthetase, mitochondrial
Exons: 17
Coding region: 114-3044 (976 amino acids)
Biological process (GO): isoleucyl-tRNA aminoacylation; mitochondrial translation
Cellular component (GO): mitochondrion
Molecular function (GO): isoleucine-tRNA ligase activity; tRNA binding; ATP binding
Source: RefSeq, a predicted model, not a curated record
UAGCGACAAUCAAAACAUUGCUGUGUGCGAGAAAGAGAAGAGAAGUGCCUGGUUGAACCUGUGGUGGAGUCGACUGAGUCGUCGGAGAGCUUCAUUGCUGAACAAACGCCAAAAUGUUGAUUCUUCGUCUUGCACACACGGAUUUUGCCAAAUCCUCAUUACUGGCAAAUAAAAUCAAGAGAAUUUCACCCACCGUUCAACUGUGCCGGGCAUGCUCCAAUGUCGGGGAUAACAAGAAAAAAUAUUCAAGCACUGUAAAUUUGCCCAAAACAUCGUUUCCGGCUUACAUAAAACCAAAUUGUUUGGCUGAAAGAGAUGCCUUAAUUGCACAGAAAUGUGGCUUUGAAGAGUUGUAUAAAUGGCAAAGAGAGAACAAAAAGGGCUCUGAAUUUGUUCUCCACGAUGGACCUCCCUAUGCCAAUGGUUCUGUUCACUUAGGACAUGCUGUUAACAAGAUUUUGAAAGAUGUCGCCAACAGGGAAAGGCUCUUAGCCGGGUGCAAAGUGCAUUACGUCCCUGGCUGGGACUGCCAUGGACUGCCAAUUGAACUAAAAGCAAUUGGCCUAAACGACAGAAAAAAAUUAGACCCCAUUGCACUUCGACAAAAAUCCCGAAAGUAUUCUGAGGAGGCCAUUAAAAACCAAGAGGCAGAGUUCCGCUCAUGGGGAGUAAUGGCAGAUUGGGAAAACAAGUACUUGACUUCAAGCCCGGAGUUUGUGAAGAAUCAACUUCGCUGUUUUCAAAAUCUUUAUGAAAGGAGCUUAGUUUUCCAAGACCUAAAACCCAUUUACUGGUCGCCAAUAUCUGAAACUGCGUUAGCAGAAUCAGAAUUGGUAUACAAGAAUGACCACACCAGCCUUUCUGUGUUUGUGAGCGCUCGAUUUGUAGAUCUGCCGGCAGAUUUGCAAAAGAUUGUUUCGUCAGUUAAGCCAGGAGCCAGCUUGGAUUUAGUCGUCUGGACAAGCACUUUGUGGUCCUUGCCCGCAAAUCAAGCAGUGGCUUACGGCGAAGAAAUGGACUACUGCAUUGUAGAAAACAAGAGCAGUGACACGCUUGUUCUGGUCGCCCAAGACUUACUGCCAACUUUGGCUGAAAAACUGAACCUGAGCAACAUUCCGCUGGCUUCAUUUAAAGGCAGCACGUUGAAGGGAGCGACUUACGCGUCCAUGUUCGGCUCGGUCAUGAAGCGUCUGCCGCUGAUUCCAUCAACUCACGUCAUCAACACUGCCGGCACGGGCCUCGUGCACAUUGCCCCUAGUCACGGGCAACAAGACUUUCUACUCGCUCUUGAAAAUAAGAUUUCAAUGUUUCAAUCGAUUGAUGAGAGUAUGAAGUACACAAGAGAGGCGCCCGAGGCUGUUCAAGGCCUGCCGAUUCUCGAGAAAAGCACGUCCGACAAAAUUAUCUCCCUCCUGGCAGGCAACUUAAUGCACUCUGAACCUUUUGUUCACUCGUAUCCAUAUGACUGGCGCGCGCAUUGUCCGGUGAUCAUGUUGGCUAGCAAGCAAUGGUUUCUCAGCACUGAGACGCUACGACACAGGGCAGAAGACGCUCUUGCAAGGGUAAACCAGUUUCCCAUCCCGGAGCAAGAUCCCUCGCCCAUGGUAGCCAUGCUGCGGAAAAGGCCAUAUUGGUGCAUUUCUCGGCAGAGGGUUUGGGGUACUCCUAUUCCUGCUGCUUACCACAAGAAGACGGGACAGCCGAUUUUGCACAAGGACGUAGUGGAAAAUAUUUGCAAAUUGAUCGACGAGAAGGGCACAGACUGUUGGUGGAAAUGUGACGUGUCAGAAGUAGUGCCUGAAAGCGUCUUGACCAAGUUCAACGUUUCUUGCGAUGAACUGGAAUUAGGAAAGGACAUCUUGGAUAUUUGGUUUGAUUCUGGGCUCACGUGGUCUUACGCGUUGGGACCUAUUGGACAGUCGAAUUUGUGUAUCGAGGGCGCGGAUCAAUACACGGCCUGGUUUCAAACGUCGCUUUUGCUCUCUACCGCCCUGCAAGCGAAAUCCCCUUACAAAAAUCUGCAAACCCACGGCUUUGUUGUGGACGGCAAUGGCCUCAAGAUGUCCAAGUCUGUUGGCAACGUUAUUCAUCCCAAGGACUUGACCAGAGGGUCCAAGAAACAACCACCGUUAGGAAUCGAUGUGUUGCGUUGCUGGAUCGCAUCCCAGAUUGUCGGCAUUAAGAACAUCCCCGCGAGUGAGGGCACCUUCAAAACGGCAACUGAAAUCGUCUCAAAAAUUAGGAACGUAUCCAAGUUUUUGCUUGGCUCUGUUGGUCCUCCCAUCGAACCCGCGCGUGACACUACUAACUGGAGGUUCCUUGAUAGACUCAUGCUGCACAGAUUGUACAACCUGCAACAACGUACGAGUGACACAUAUAGAAGACACGUGCUGAACCACACAGUGAAGCAGCUGUUCUCUUUUGUAACGCUAGAAGUCUCCAGCUCUUACUGCCACCUGAUCAAAGACAGACUUUACUGUGAUGCCAUUGAUAGUGCCGAGCGACAGCAGUGCGUACGGGUGCUGACCUACACUCUGGAAACGCUGCUCCGGGUCAUGGGUCCAAUUGUGCCCCACUUGGCCGAGGAAAUCUGCUUGCACUGGAAGGGCCGAGGUCGCCUCUUCUUCACACCUGGUUUUGACGCGCCUGAGAGCUGGAACCAACCUGAGCUUGAGGAUUUGUGGGAGCAAAUCGAAAAUUUGAGGGGAAGCAUCAACAAGGCUGUUGGCAACGAAAACACUCAAGAAUUUGGCGUCACCAUUGAAGUUCCUAGAGAUCUGUAUACCGUUUUAAAGAGGAUGCAGUUGAGCGAUGAGUCGUGGCAGUCGGAACUGUGCGAGCUGUUGCAGGUGGCUGCAGUUUUGCUGCAACCAGUUGCAGAGGAAGUGCCCGUCAGCGUGGAUUUGUGGAAAUCGCCCCGAGGCCAGUGUCUGCGCUGCAGAAGGUUCACUGCUCUGCCCAGUGCCGAGUUGUGUGAGCGCUGCGAGGACGUUGUCGCGGCUUCUAUCAAGCCUGACUGCCAGUCCUCAAACGCGCAAAGUUGAAUUAGGUCUGCUCCACAGAAAUAGAUACGGUUGGUGACAAUUAGUUUUGAGGAAAUUCUAAGCGACCGUAAUUAAUUUCAAGUACAAAAAUUGAGUGAUUUAGCCAUCAUUUCUGUUUUCCAGCAACAAUUAGCUAAUGAUGAAAUAUAAUUCAAACUGAUAGACAAAACCCAAUCAAUUUAUUUGAGGUACUACCUUUCUGGCUUUAAAUUUUUUUGAAAUAUUCUAGUGUUUUAAAUUAUUUAACUGUUAAUUAUGCGGCAGCAUUAUUUAAUUUGAUCGUUGAUCAAUUGAUGAAUAUGAUUUUCAACUCGGCCAUAAAAAUUGUGAGUACUUCUUUUUUGUUAGAAUAAAAAUAAACGCUUAACUGUAAUUCUUAAGUACGCUAAAUGUA